AUGGAGUUCAACGAGAUCCUGAUGAUGGCGUCGGAGCAGCAGGGGGUCAGCUCCGUGCCGAGAAGAUACAGUUUGGCAGUAGGCCCCCCAAAAAAGGAUCCAAAAGUAAAAGGUGUCCACUCAGCAGCAGUGCAAGCAUUCCUCAAGCGACAAGAGGCGGACCGUAGGAAAAAAGAGCUAGAGGAAAAGAAAAGAAAAGAAGAACUUUUAGCUAAGCGUGUGGAGCUGAAACAUGACCGAAAAGCAAGAGCUAUGGCUUCACGAACAAAGGACAACUUUUGUGGCUAUAAUGGCAUUCCUGUUGAAGAGAAACCUAAAAGAAAGCAGUCUUGUGAAAGCAGAUCUGAUAGAAAUACAGAAGAAGUGGAGUGUAUGACAGGUGAUGAAAUGGAGCAAUUUGAAUAUAGUCAGACAGAAUCUGAGCAUGAAUCUGAAGAUUAUGAUGAAAAGCCAUCCAAGACAUCAGUGAAACCAAAGGCACCUCCCAAGAGUGCACCCCCACAACUGAAUUUUAUGGAUCUUCUAAAGCUGGCUGAAAAAAAACAGUAUGAACCAGUGGAAAUAAAAGUAGUAAAAAAGACAGAGGAAAGACCUAUGACAGCAGAAGAACUAAGAGAGCGAGAAUACUUAGAGCGGAAAAACCGAAAAGGGGUUGUGCUAAAGGAGAAGAAAGGAGAAAAAGAGAUGAAACAUGUGGCAUCUAGUUGUUCCAAAAAAGACCUUUCACAGAAGGAGUUCUUAAAUGCUAAAUACAGCAAGCAUUCCACAGAUAAACAUUCCUUCUCGAAAGGAAGCCUUCCCUCCCAAAGUGGUAGAGAAAAGAAAUCCAGCCUUCCCUCCCAAAGUGGUAGCGAUAAGAAAUCCAGCCUUCCCUCCCAAAGUGGUAGUGAUAAGAAAUCCAAAGCACCAGCAUUGUCCUCCAAACCUAAACUUACUGAGAAAGCAAAACCUGCAAUAAAGGGACCUUUAAAAAGUUCAUCUAGCACUAGUCAUAGUAAAGCUCCAGUCUGUGGAGGAGGAAAACACCGAUUGAAUUCUCAUACCCCAGUCUUGAAAACUGCUGCUAAUGGGGCUCAGAAACAAUCAUCUGUUAAAGAUCCCAGUCUUAAGAAAACUAUUAGCCAUGUGAAACCAACUAGUGUGACUGCUGCCCAACAUGAAAGUAUUAAACAUUCCAACUCCAAGCAGGCAAGCAGCAGUUCAGGCACAGGAGGAUCUCUUCCACGAACAAAGAGCUGCUUGAGUACAGGACCAGGGAGGCCAGGCAGUAGCUUGAAUACUGGACAUGGGCUGCAGAGUACUAGUUCAAAAAUGGGACCUGGACGGUCAGGAAGCAGCUCAGGAUCUGGCCAACGAAGCAGCAGCUCAAGUGUUGGGCCUGGGCGGCCAGGCAGCAGCAGCUCAAGUGUGGGGCCUGGGCGGCCAGGCAGCAGCUUAGGUAUGGUACCUGGCAGACCAGGAAGCAGUUCAGGACCAGUGCGUCCUGGUAGUGGCCAAAGCACAGGACCUGGGCGGCCAAGUAGCACGCUGAACAAUGGACUGGGAAGAGGAAGCAGCUCAGGGCCUGGCCCAGGCCGGCCAAGCAGCACUUCAGUUGGAAAUGUAAAACCAAAGUGCACUGUCGUAUCAGAAACAAUCUCAUCUAAGAAUCUGGUCCCCAGACUGUCUAGUGGCCAGGUGAAUGGAAUGAGACCACAGCAAAGACCUAGGAUUCCCCCACAAGGUUUUCCAAGGCCUCUUCUUCCACCUAUUACUUCUAAAAGGCCAUAUGAGGAUGAGGAUGAAGAUGAUUCUGAAAUGGAGGACUUCAUUGAUGAUGAAGGGGAGCCCCAAGAAGAAAUCUCUCGACAUAUUCGAGAAAUAUUUGGCUAUGAUCGCUCUAGGUAUAAAGAUGAAAGCGACUAUGCCUUGCGUUACAUGGAAAGCAGCUGGAAAGAGCAGCAGAAGGAGGAAGCCAAGAGCUUGAGACUUGGAAUGCAAGAAGAUCUAGAAGAACAGAGACGUGAAGAGGAGGAAUUAAAACGCAAGAAGCAGGCCAAAAAGCUGAGAACUCGUUAACCAGUUUGCCAUAACUUGGGUUUUCUGUUGCUCUUCCGUUUCUUUUCCUCUGUUCUUCUGCUUGACCCAGAUUUCAGCUUUAGUUUUACGUUUGAUACAAAAGGGUAAUAAACUAGGGAGGAAAUGCAGAAAUGU
This is a messenger RNA of Euleptes europaea (tarantolino), 2193 nucleotides long. RefSeq names its product SPT2 chromatin protein domain containing 1 (gene SPTY2D1). Gene Ontology annotation, cellular component: nucleolus. NCBI's taxonomy places the organism in Eukaryota, Metazoa, Chordata, Lepidosauria, Squamata, Sphaerodactylidae. Gene Ontology annotation, biological process: nucleosome assembly; regulation of DNA-templated transcription. The transcript has 6 exons. The record is from RefSeq and is a predicted model, not a curated record. Bases 1 to 2058 code for a protein of 685 amino acids. Gene Ontology annotation, molecular function: histone binding; DNA binding.